Messenger RNA from Marmota flaviventris (yellow-bellied marmot), 5977 nucleotides. The record is from RefSeq and is a predicted model, not a curated record. Lineage: Eukaryota; Metazoa; Chordata; Mammalia; Rodentia; Sciuridae.
AUGAUUCUGAAGAGGAUGAAAGAAUUUUGCAAUCUUGAUUCCCAAAGGGGAUCUCUGCAGGGUCUUCGAAGCUCAAACUUGCCCACCUGUCACAACCUGGACAGUCUCCACGGACUGUGCCAGGCGCGCCACCGCCACGCGGCGCUGAGGUCGGGCGUCUCUCGCCGGGCGACUUCUCAUUCCCACCGCCGCCGUCGCCGCCGCCGCCCCCUGCCCCGUGGGUACUCUCCCGACUGCUGCCCGUGUGCCGCCAACAAAGGGGAAACCACCCGAAAGUUCAUGAGAACGUCCUGGGCCAAAGCGGGCCGGCGAGCCCUCCCGACAGACAGCUCCGAGCACCGGGCCUCCGCGGACCGGGCGCUGCGGGCCUGCCUGCGGCCACGUGCUGCGCGCCGGGGCGGGGCGCCCGCGGCCGCCGCGUGCGUUCGCAUUGUCCACGUCCCCCCGCGCCCCGCCGCGUUCCGUCCCCCCCUAUCUCUGGCGCACACGCGCUCGGAGCGAGCGGGUGAGUCUGAAGAGGAUGUGGAGGAACCUUCUCAAGAGCAGAGUUUCUCAGAAAAACUGUUCAGUGGAAAAGGUUUACAUUUUCAGCCUUCAGUUCUAGAUUUUGGAAUACAAUUCCUGGGGCAUCCUGCAGCAAAGAUUCUCCAUGCUUACAACCCUAGUAGGGACAGUGAGGUGGUGGUGAACUCAGUGUUUACAGCUGCUAGACAUUUCCAUGUGCCUCCUGUUCAUUGCAGGGUAAUUCCAGCAAUGGGGAAAACUUCCUUCAGAAUUAUUUUCUUACCUACCGAAGAAGGAAGCAUCGAAAGUUCUUUAUUUAUUAAUACCUCUUCAUAUGGAGUCCUUUCCUAUCAUGUUUCUGGAAUUGGCACUCGCAGAAUCUCUACUGAAGGGUCUGCAGAGCAGCUAUCAAAUGCGUAUUUUCUGCUGCCACAGGUCCAGAGCAUUCAGCUUUCACAAACACAGGCAGAAACCACUAAUAGUAGCCUCUUGCAAGUGCAGCUGGAAUGCAGUUUACAUAAUAAAGUGUGUCAGCAAUUAAAGAAUUGUUAUCUGGAGUCUGAUGAUGUUUUGCACUUACGAAUGAACAUAAUUGUAACAAUGGAAAAUUCCUCAAAAGAAUUUGAAGAAAACACACAAGAUUUGUUAGAUCAUCUCUCUAUUGUUUAUGUAGCAACAGAUAAAUCUGAGACCUCAGAUGAAUCAGCAGUAAAUAUGUAUAUAUUACAUUCAGGAAACAGCCUUAUAUGGAUACAGGAUGUACAUCAUUUCUCACAGAGAGAUGCUCUGUCUCUUCAGUUUGAACCAGUCCUGCUGCCUACUUCUACGACAAACUUUACAAAGAUCGCCUCUUUUAGUUGCAAAGCAGCUAUGUCCUGUGGCAGUGGGAUGAUAGAAGAUGUGAAGAAAUCAAAAAUCACUCCAACACUAGAAGCAUGCCUCUCCUCUCCGGUGGUGCAGGGGUAUUUCAGAGUGGACCCUUCUGCAGCCCAGUUUCAUGUGGAGAGUCAUGAGAACACAUCAGGAGUGUGGUCAAUAUGGUACCUCAACCAUUUUGACCGUAACAUUGUGUUAAAGGAUGUGUUUGUUUCCAAGGAGGCUAGGCACAUUUUAAAGAUUCUGAAUUUCACUGGCCCUUUAUUUCUACCUCCAGGCUGUUGGAAUAUAUUUUCUUUGAAACUUGCUGUUAAAGACAUUGCCAUAAAUCUAUUCACCAAUGUAUUUUUGACUACAAACAUAGGUGCCAUUUUUGCAGUACCUCUACAGAUUUUCUCAGCACCAACCAAGGAAGGGAGUCUGGGUUUUGAAGUGAUAGCACAUUGUGGCAUGCAUUAUUUCAUGGGAAAAUCAAAAGCAGAAAAUCCUAAUUGGGAUGGGGCCCUUUCUCUGGAUUGGUCUACCUGGGAUGUGGAUUUGGAACUUGCAAAUAACUUGUAUGAAAGUUGGAAGAAACACAAGAGUGGCAACGUCUGCAGGAGGAAUGUUUUAGGAAUGAUGCGUUUCGCCCACUCGAAGAAACCCAAGGAGUCAGAGUCCUUUGUUUCCGUUUUGCCUCGUUUGGUUGCGGAGCCUGGCCUUGUGUUAAACUUCAGCGCAACUGCCCUUAGGAACAGUGUGGUGAAGUACUUUAUGGUGAGGAACCCGUCCUCGCUGCCAGUCUCCCUGCAGCUCCUGCCUCUCUCCUUGUACCCGAAACCCGAAGCCGCGGCACGCCUGCUGCACAAAUGGUUUGGCACUGAUAUGCAGACGAUUAAUUUCACAACUGGUGAAUUCCAGCUCACCAAAGCUUGCUCUUACCGGGGUGUGCAUUCUGAGGAACCCAGGUCUGGCACCCUCCACUUGCACUUGCAGCCUUUGGAAAUGAAAAGGGUUGGUGUAGUCUUCACCCCAGCUGACUAUGGAAAAGUUACCUCACUCAUACUGAUCCGGAAUAACUUGACUGUUAUUGACAUAAUUGGUGUGGAAGGAUUCGGAGCAAGAGAACUACUGAAAGUGGGCGGAAGGCUUCCUGGCGCAGGGGGUUCACUUCGAUUUAAGGUGCCUGAGUCCACGCUGAUGGACUGUCGCCGACAACUUAAAGACAGCAAGCAGAUUUUAUCUAUUACAAAGAACUUUAAAGUCGAGAAUAUCGGGCCUCUUCCUAUAACUGUGUCUUCACUGAAAAUCAAUGGAUAUAAUUGUCAGGGUUAUGGCUUCGAAGUGCUGGACUGUCAUCAGUUUUCCCUGAACCCAAACACAUCCCGUGAUAUCAGCAUUGUGUUUACGCCGGACUUUACCUCUUCCUGGGUCAUUCGUGAGCUGACACUUGUAACUGCAGCAGACUUGGAAUUCCACUUUACUCUCAAUGUGACCCUGCCCCAUCACCUCUUGCCCUUGUGUGCAGAUGUGGUUCCAGGACCCAGCUGGGAGGAAUCAUUUUGGAGGCUCACGGUCUUCUUUGUCAGUUUGUCUCUGUUAGGUGUGAUUUUAAUAGCCUUCCAGCAAGCACAGUACAUUCUUAUGGAAUUCAUGAAAACAAGACAGAGGCAAAAUGCCAGCUCCUCCUCACAGCAGAACAAUGGGCCAGUGGAUGUUAUCAGCUCCCAUUCUCACAAAAGCAAUUGCAAGAACUUUCUCGACACGUACGGCCCUUCUGAUAAAGGCAGAGGGAAAAGCUGCCUUCCAGUGAGCACCCCACCCAACAGGGUCCAGAAUGCUGCCAAGAGGAGCCCAGCCACCUAUGGUCACUCUCAGAAGAAGCAUAAGUGCUCAGUGUACUACAGUAAACACAAAACCAGCGCAUCCCUGGCCAGCAGUGCCAGCACUGCUACUGAGGAGAAACAGACUUUGACCCUGGGCGGCUCCCUGUCUGCUGCUAAAGAGGACAUUUGCACCGAUGUCAUGGGUGAGAACUGGGUCAGCCUCAACUAUGCAAAUGGCAUGAGUGUCAACCUGCAGAAGAAUUUAACCCUCCCCAAAAACUUAUUGAAUAAAGAGGAAAACACACUGAAAAACACAAUUGUUGUCAAUAAUACUUCUUCAGAAUGUAGUCUGAAGGAGGGAAUACAGACAUGUAUGUUUCCUAAGGAAACUGACAUUAAAACUUCAGAGAACGUAGGCGAGCUCAAGGAACGAGAGCUCUGUCCCCUGAAGACCGCUAAGAAACUACCUGAAAAUCCUUUGCCAAGAAACUCACCUCAGUUCCACCAGUCAGACUUGCCAGAAAUGUCCAAGAAGCAUAAUGGGAAUAACCAGCAAGUGCCUGUCAAGAAUGAAGUAGACAGUUGUGAAACUUUGAAAAAGGUCGACACAAAGUCAUCUUCAGAAAAGAAGAUUCACAAAGCUUCUAAAGAAGACAUAUGUUCUGAGAAACAGGACAUGCCUUCAGUGGAGCAAGAGGAUCCUUUCAGGAAGAAGAAGCUUCAGGAGAAAAAAGACGGAAAUGUGCAAAAUCUGAAUUGGAAUAAAAAUCGAACGUGUAGAAAAAACAAGAAGAGGGGUGUUGCCCAGGCCUCCAGGUCUUCUGAACAGAGUGAACUGAAGCUUGUGUGCAGUGAUUUUGAGAGGUCUGAGCUGGGCAGUGGCACUGAUGUAAGGAGCUGGUGUGUACAGGAGAAUGCUGGGGAGAGUUGUAAAGCAGAUGCAGAAAUGACGAGCAGUUCACCUGCUGCACAGAGAGAGGCAGACGGUUACUUCCAGAAGCCCGAGAAGAAGUGUGCAGACAAGUUCUGCUCGGAUUCCAGCUCUGACUGUGGAAGCUCCUCGGGCAGCGUCCGUGCCAGCCGGGGCAGCUGGGGCAGCUGGAGCAGCAGCGGCAGCUCCGAUGGUGACAGGAAGCCCGUGGUGGACCCGCAGCACUUCCUGCCAGCCGGAGACAGUGUUUCCCAAAACGACUUUUCUUCUGAAACUCCUAUCUCCUUGAACCUUUCUCAUCACAUCUGCAAUCCCACAGACGUGAGUAACGUCCCACAGUACCCAGAGCCCUCCCAGCCCGGCCUUCCUGCUGGACCCGCAGGUGCUGAAGAAGACAAAGGUCUGUACCCACCCGGAGACCUGUGGCCCCCACAGCCAGUGUGUCUGACAAACAGCCUGAGCUGCGCUUUGGAGAACAGGGCACCCGGAGUGCUGCAGGAGCCCGCCCCGGUCCACAGCAGCAGUUUCAUCGACUGGAGCGCGACUUGUGAGGGCCAGUUUCCCAGUGUGUACUGCCCGUUGGAACUGAAUGAUUACAAUGCCUUUCCAGAAGAAAACAUGAAUUACGCCAACGGCUUUCCUUGUCCUGCAGAAGUUCAGACCAGUUUUAUCGAUCACAAUUCUCAGUCGACCUGGAACACCCCACCCAACGUGCCUUCCGCCUGGGGACACGCCAGUUACGUCAACUCUGCGCCCUACCUCACCAGCACCCGAAGCUUGUCUCCAAUGUCUGGACUUUUUGGUUCUAUCUGGGCCCCGCAGAGCGAUGUGUAUGAAAGUUGCUGCCCGGUCAGCCCCACCCCAGAACACUCAGCCCACCUGGAAAGCCAGGCGGUCGUCUGCAAGGAGUACUACCCAGGGUUCAACCCGUUCCGUGCCUACAUGAACCUGGACAUAUGGACUUCCACAGCAAAUCGGAACGCCAACUUCCCACUGUCCAGAGACUCGAGUUACUGUGGGAAUGUGUGAAAAGAAUUGGAUUUUUAAACAAUGUGAAUAAAAAGGCUUGUGUUUUGAUUACUAGCGUAAACUGGUUGUUGAGAUAGAUUGUGACAUUGGCGGAUAUUUUGGCACUUUUAUAUGAAAAUAAAUUUUUUUAUGAAAUCCGGGUGCUCUAUUUUUUUGUAAACCCUUUAUAAAUCAGUGGAAGAAGACUCACCAUCAAAAUGUCGUGACUUUCACAGACCAACAAAUGUGUCAGGCAUGGCCAGCAUUUUAAAUCAGAACAAGGGAGACUUCUAAGAAGGUUAAGGGUUGAGAAUGAGUGACUGCAUGGGUUUCCCCUCCCUGAGCGCCCAGGGAGCUUUCAGAACAUGGAGGGGCACAUUCUCGGAAUUUCUGACUUAAUUGGUCUAUGGCUCAGGCAAUCAGGAUUUUCCCAAAAGUUCUCCAUGGAUUGUCACGUGCAGCCAGGGUCGAGCAUUGCCUGAUGGACACUGCUCAGGGCUGGAGGAGCGCUGGCCUCUCCCUGGGGCUGCUGGAGUAAAGCAGAGAGCCUCAUGCAACCCUCCUCAGCCCCCUGCUCUGGCCGGGACUGUUCCUGCCCCUCCACCAGGCCAGUCACUGGGGCAAGGACAGCAGCCGGGCACAUUCUGGUAAGUGUUCAGUUGCCCUCCCAGGAAGCAGGCUUAGCCUGAAUUCAAGUAUUUAGGGGUUGUUAGGUCAUAAUGCAUGUUUUGCCAGACCAGUUUGUAUCUGCUUGUCGUUGAUGUUAGAAGUGCAUCGAGGUGGAAUCAUCUAUUUGCUGUGUGUAAACUUGGAAGACGUUUUUAACUUUUAAUAAAAAUCUGUUAUUUUUACA